GAGUGGAACAGAGAGGGUUUACCACUGUCAACAGUAAGUGAUGAGGCCUGUAAACUCUAUGAUGCAAUCGUUACUCAAUACACAGGUUGGUACGAUGAUGAAAGCUUGGGAGGCAUGAUAGGAACGCUGGAAAAGUUGAAAGCAGCUGAUCCCAAUUUUAUUAUGGGCCAUGUGGUGGCUAAUGGUCUAGAACUGCUUGGAACUGGACGAAAUGUAAGGUUGGAUUCAGCCCUUGAAGCUGAUGUACAGAAAAUGAUACGUUUAAGUAUCAGUUCAGAUAAGAUCUCCACCAGGGAAAGAAAUCAUGUUGCAGCACUGGAACUGUGGGCUAAAGGCUCAACGGAACAAGCCUGCAGUGUCUGGGAGGAUAUACUGCUAGAACAUCCUCAUGAUAUUUUGGCACUCAAGUUUGCUCAUGAUACUUACUUCUACUUGGGGCAUUCAUACCAAAUAAGAGACAGCAUUGCCAGGGUUUUACCCUACUGGAAGCGAACCCAUCCCUUGUAUGGGUAUGUGCUUGGCAUGCAUUCAUUUGGCUUGGAAGAGACAAACUUAUACCCAGAAGCAGAAACAGUUGCCAGAAAGGCCUUAUCUAUAAAUCCCAAUGAUGCAUGGGCCACCCACACACUGUGCCACGUGAUGGAAAUGACUGGGCGGCAACAUGAAGGGAUUUAUAUGAUGGAGAAAACAAACAAGUAUUGGACAACUUGUGGAAUGUUGGCCUGUCACAACCACUGGCACUGGGCUCUUUACUAUAUUGAACUUGGAGACUAUGAGUCUGCCUUGUCUCUUUUUGACAAGCAAAUUUCACGCAGGGCAGAAAAAUCUGGCGCUAUGCUAGAUAUGGUGGAUGUCUGCUCACUUCUGUUUAGGCUGGAAAUGGAAGGCAUUGACGUUGGGAGUAGAUGGGACCAAGUCUGUGAUCUGUACAAGAGCCAUCUUCAUGACCAUGUCUUGGCAUUCAAUGAUCUGCACAUCCUGAUGUCCUGCCUGGGAGCAAACCAGAAGUCUGCCAUUGCAGAGAUGAUAGCAUCUAUCGAAAACUAUAUCAGAGAAGAACAGGGAACAAACAAGGAUGUCACCGCUGAAGUUGGUGAAGUUCUGUUGAAAGCGUUUGUGGCGUACAAUGAUGGUGAUUAUGCUGCUGCAGUGGAUUAUGUCAACCCUGUUCGGUACAAGGUUCACCUGAUAGGUGGCAGCCAUGCACAGAGAGACCUGGUGAAUAUUUUUCUUAUCCAAGCAGCCAUCAAGUCUCACAAAAAGGAGCAUCACAGACUUGCCAGGGCUUUGUUGAAUGAAAGAAGACUAUGGAAGCCCCAAUCCCCCAUGACUGAUCGACUAAUGGCAAAGGCAAUUGAAAUCCACAGUGUUUAG
Molecule: messenger RNA, 1374 nt
Organism: Candidula unifasciata
Lineage: Eukaryota; Metazoa; Mollusca; Gastropoda; Stylommatophora; Geomitridae
Source: the annotation of a GenBank genome assembly